This is a messenger RNA of Eurytemora carolleeae, 667 nucleotides long. RefSeq lists its product as uncharacterized. NCBI's taxonomy places the organism in Eukaryota, Metazoa, Arthropoda, Copepoda, Calanoida, Temoridae. The transcript is spliced from 5 exons. The coding region runs from base 312 to 641 and encodes 109 amino acids. The record is from RefSeq and is a predicted model, not a curated record.
AAAUAAAUUUGAGCAAAAGAUUCUUUAACCGAAAUAAAGUGCAAUUAAACAGCCUUUAGUAUCUAAUACAGUGUACGGAAGACGACCUUCAAAACUAUUUACCAACUGUCAUAUUUCGUGUCUAAUGUUCUAUAUAAUUCGGUUCGUAUUACAUCAAACCAUGUCUAGAUCUAAAAAAUAUUUUCUUGAAUAAUUUUUUUUUUGUUUUGAAAGGAUUGGGCGGCCCACUGCCUGGGAUAUCUAGUUUUAUUUCCGAACAUCAAGUUGCAGCAGCAUUGGCUUUACAAGGGAUAGGAGCGGCUUGUAUUUGUAUGGGAUCAUUAGCUUAUAUGCUUGAAUGCGCUACAAAUUCUAAACUCUCAAAUACCGAGCAUACAAAGACAAUGGUGAGUAGUUUAUGGUUGAUGUGCUGGUAUAUGAGUGGAUCUCUGUGUACCUCUGCAGGAAGCAAGGCAUACGAUCUUCUUGGAUUUGGAUGGAGCUGUUUCUUAGAAGCUGUCAUACUCUUUAUACCGGUGUGUUGGAUGUUUGGUAACGUUAUAUCCUCAAAACUUCAGAGUGUGGUUAAUCAGACAAUAACAACAGAAAGUGAAGAUGAAGAUGAUAAAGAUUUGAAAACUAAACUAAUUCUACCAAUUUAAUUUAACACAAUUCAAAAUUUAAUAAA